CCCACGCUUCCCCCUAAUCCAGCUCAUCCCUCGCGUUUUAUUCAUUCCUCACCUCGCUGCUGGAGACGACACUCGCUUUAACUAACGACCGAUACAAGAACCAGAAUCAGAUCUCCGUGCUUUCAUUUACAGACAGACAACACACCUUCAUCACUAAUAAAUCCUCCUGCGUCACACACCAGACACACACCAGGCCAGACUCCGGAUAUCGUUCGGCACAGAUUACUUCUCUCUUUUAAAAUACAACAUGAAAACCAAAUUCAUCAACGGGGUUUCUUCUUCCCCAUCCAUGUCGCUGGGGUUGUUAGUGACCGAGAACGCCCUGCAGGUCCAGCCUGACACCGAGGAGGACUGCAGCGACCUGGAUCGCCUAGACCAGCCCGACAUGGACACUCAGCAUAAAGCGUAUCUGUGGUGCAGAGAGUUUCUCCACGGAGCGUGGAAAAGCCUGGAUGAAGACGACUUCCACAUCACCAUUAUAAGGGGUGGUCUGAGCAACAAGCUGUUCCUGUGCAGCCUCCCUGACAGCCUGGACACCGUCGGGGACGAGCCGAGGAGUGUCCUGCUGCGUCUCUACGGGGCCAUCCUUCAGAUGUCCUGUAAUAAAGGGGAUUCCCGACAGUCAAACAAAGAAAAUCACUUCCAAGGGGCCGAGGCCAUGGUGUUGGAGAGUGUGAUGUUUGCCAUCUUAGCAGAGAGGGAGCUGGGACCUAAACUCUAUGGUAUUUUCCCGCAGGGCCGACUGGAGCAGUACGUCCCUAGCCGCAAGCUGGACACCUGUGAGUUAAGUGUCCCCAGCAUCUCAGCAGAAGUUGCAGAGAAGAUGGCAAAGUUUCAUGGGAUGAGGAUGCCUUUCAACAAGGAGCCCAAGUGGCUGUUUGGAACCAUGGACAAGUACCUGAGCCAAGUCAUGAGGCUGAACUUUCCCAGAGAGUCCCAGCUGCGCCGCUUCAACCGCCUGCUCAGCCACAACCUGCCACAGGAGAUGGAUAUGCUCAAGUGUCUGCUGGAUUCUACCCACUCUCCUGUAGUGUUCUGCCACAAUGACUGUCAAGAAGGAAACGUCCUGCUGCUGAAGGGCCGCCAGAGCUCAGACAAGCAAAAACUGAUGCUCAUCGACUUUGAAUACAGCAGCUACAACUACAGAGGAUUUGAUAUUGGCAACCAUUUCUGCGAAUGGAUGUAUGACUACACCUGUGAUGAGUUUCCUUUCUUCAAAGUCGACGCUCAGGCCUACCCUUCAAAGGCCCAGCAGCUCCACUUCAUUGAAAGCUACCUGCGUGAAUCCGACCAAGGGUUUGACAACCUGAGUGAAGAGGACCAGACGAAACUGAAGGAGCAGCUGUAUGUGGAGGUCAACAGGUUCUCCCUUGCAUCCCACUUCUUUUGGGGCUUGUGGUCCAUCAUCCAGGCUCGGCUCUCUACCAUCAAGUUUGGGUACCUGGAAUACGCCCAGGCCAGAUUUGAUGCCUACUUCCAGCAGAAGAAGAUCUGGGCUGUCUAAUAAAACUGGACGAUUGGAUGGGUUGACAACACAUCUAGCCAUGUGGCAGGAGGAGGAGUAGGAGGACAUACAGGCUAACGAAGACUCCGAGAUCCACGCUUUACUUUCGUACCCUGCUUCAAGAGGACUUGCUGGCCAUUGUUGGUGAUGUACUGACCAGAGCCAAAGCUUGAUCAUGUGGCUAGUUGCUCAAAAUACAGCUCAAAGUUUACACAGCAUCAUUUCUCAAGAGCCAAAAAAAAAAAAAAAGAUAAACCUUCAACAUGUACUAACCUUCAUCACUGGUCUGAGGUGCUCUGCUUUUCCUUCAUGGAACCAUAUCACUUCCAGAGCGGGACAUUUUGAGCAGGAGAGAGGGGGAUUUCGGUUACAGCUAGGCUGGAAAUGUUAACAUUGCAUCAAUGUUUGUGUUUAUUGAUCAUUCCUGUAUGGAAAUGCUCCGUUGGAAAGAACCAAAAUGUGAACUUCUAUUGGUAGAUUCCUCCUUAUGGAAGUAGCCAGCUAUGUAUAUUAUAUAUAGAUAUUAAUGUGCCAGUAACCUGGCCCCAUCUGUUACUGGUGGGCUUACCUGCUGACAAGUGGAAUUUUGAUUGGGUUUGAUUGACCGGUCAGUAUGAUGUGUCCACUUCAGAUAUUCCACUGUUUGUCUUGUUCUACUUUAAAUGGUUGUGUUUGAUAUUCCUCCAAGCCAAGGCUGAUACAGCUGCGGUGUAUCUUAAAAUAUGUUAACAGCACAUUUCCUCAAAUUAACUACAUGGGCCUUUUUUUGUGAGCGUCAACCACAACAACCUGUUCUUUGUGGUUUCAGAAUAAUACAGCGUCUCCAUUGAUAAGUUGACAGACAUCUGGUUGAUUUAUGGUUGUAUGAUGGAGCGCUUUGUCAAGUAGAUCCAAUUAACUCAUGCAAUGCCGAAUUCAGCCAACAGACGUUCCAGCCAUUUUCACAAGCCUGAGAUCUCUGAAGCCUAUCACUGCUAUGAAGUAGCCGUACUGUCGCACAGUACACACGACAAUCCUUCCUGACUGUGAACAUGGAUUCUUUGGUGUCGUCACUGGUUUUCUGGCUGCCUCAUCAUUGUACCCAUAAUCCACAGGCAAUAAUUGAGCAUCCAUCACUUAUUGAAAUAAGUUGUAGCUGAACACUAACUGUGUUUAUUCAGUAAAAAGGGACUUAAUGUAGACUCUCUGUGAACCAGACCAGUCUUUGUUUUUUUUUAAUGAGAGCUGAGCCACUGGUGUUAAUCACUCUGUCAGAUCCACCUUCACACACACUGGUGAGGCUGCUUUCACUUAAUGCACAUUUAAGACUUCAGCACUGGAAUAGAGGAGCACUGUUUCCCGUGAUUGUCAGGUUUACCUCAUAGAUUCUGCGAGAGAGGGAGUGAUGCUGGGACCAAAUCUGUCUGUGGUCUCUGUCUUCAAAACAUAGCCGGCACUGAGUAGCACUCCUCUUGAUACCAGUGACCACAAGCUAGCUUAUUAGAUCACUACCACAGAGACAAAUUAUUCCAUAUUUCCAUGUAUUCAACAUUUUAUGUAAGCACUUCAAGGCUUUAUUUAAUUCAAUGAUUUAUACUGUAGUGAUUGAUUGGAGCUGACCUGAAGCAGGCUGAAGAACAUACUGACAUUACAAUCACUAACCUGUCUUUUAUCACACCUAGCCAAGUUUUGAACAUAAUAUGAAUCCCUCAUGGUGUGUUUGGCCGAGGUCGUCUCAUUUGUCAGGGUUUCUAUAGCUAGAAAAGUAAACUUUUGAUAGCUGCACUUGAUCUGUCAUGGCAUCCAAGAACAGGUGGGGGAACACUACACAGUCUGUACCAUUCAUUUUCAUUUAAGGUAGUGACAAAAGUAAAACUUGUUGACCGCUCUUUUGCUUUGCUAAUUGUGUUUGGAGGAUGAUAGUUAUCUAUAACAUGCUAACAGUUACAUUGGUAUCACAGCAGAGAAACUUACCGUGUCCACUAAGGCGUUUUUUUGUGCCAUCUGUGCUCAGGACCUCAAUUUCAGAGCGAUAUCAUCAGCGUUUACUCCUUAGUUACCAAAGUUGUCCUGCAGCACUUCCGCUUCGCUCAGUAGUGAGCGUUAUCUGUUUUAAAUGCUCUGCAUGGGUCAGACUUUCUUUCAUUCAACAGCAUUUCAUCCAGAAACUGUAAAAACUAUUAAUAGAAAUUCUGUCAGAGCAUCAGCAGCAGCUCUAAACUCCAUACAUUGAACCUCGAAGUCCCGCCCCUUCUUGAUUCUGAUUGGUCAGUGAUCAAGCUGUGACAUUGAUGAAUGCUGAAAUAUUCCAAAAGUUGAACUGUUUUCAACUGAGAGUGCUGAGACAAAAAUCAGCUGAGGGCGUUUCUGCAAUGAGGACGCUGAAUCACAGAUAGUGGGCACGGCACAUUCUUUCACACACCCCGAGCACUUUGACAUUAUUCUUCACAUUCUUAAAAUGCUGAGUAUUACUCACUACAUCUCCAUGCUAACAUGCAAAGACACCCAAAGCUUGAAGAACCAGGUAAGCCCAGGCGCAGAUGCAGGGGGCCAUAGUCGGUGUUAAAUAAGACUGUUAAGAAAUAAGUGUUAUUCAUUCUGGGUUGUUGUGGAGAUCUCAAAUUGGACAUGGAAGCUGUACAGCCACACAGUCUGACAUCCCCGCCCAUCUUCAGAACUGUUCAGCUGACGUACAUUUACACAUUUGGUUAUUUUCUAUGUUUACUCAUGAGCCUUUACAGGUUAGUAUACGAGCCACCUUAAUAGAUGUGUGAUUCUUGUGACGUGUGCAAGAAGUGUUACCUCAUAUUUGUUGUAAGAAUGUUAGACAGUAUUAUACAUUGUACGCAAAUCUGAGGGAAUUCAGCUGGAUCUUAAACUAAGCUGAUCACUACACCCGUCACCUUAUACUGAAACCAUCAACGCUGUUUGAAUGUGUGUAUGCACUUUCCAUCUCUGGACUGAGAUAAAAGAAAACAUUGCAUUUGUUCAUGUCUGAAUCUUAUAGGGUUGAUAAACUGUGGCUUUUUGAUGAAAAGAUGUUUUUAUUUUACAUGAAAGUGUAUUUUUUUGUUGUAUAUUUUAUUGUUAAAUUUCCUUUGGAAUGUCUUAAAUGUAUGGUGUAAAUUUUAUUUGAAGAUGAAAUGGGACAGAGCUGAAUGUGCAGUGGAUGGUACCAGAAUACUUUAAGAAUCUAAAGUGCGACUUGUACAUCCAGCUUGAGACAAUAGUAGUUACUUUAGCACCUCUUCUCUUGUUCAAACCCUGGGUUUAUAUUCUUUUUAUUGUUCAUUUUUCAAAAGGUUCCCUUUGCUGUGACCUUUCUUCUGUCUCUGUAUUUGUUGUAGAAAGAUGGACACCAUGAUCUGUAGCUAAAAUACAUUCCACAAUUGUUACGUUGCCUUCUGUUUCAUGUGCACUUCAGACCAAAAGAAGUUUCAACUUUAAUCCAUGUGGUUCUUCAAAUCCAAUUGAAAUAAGUCCCAAGUGAAGGCCUAACAUUGUGGCUCUCUAUGUUAGUCCAUACUUGUAAUUAACUGUGUGUAAUAUUAACUAACUAAACUAUAGAGAGUCAUGCUUGUAAUUAUUCAGAUAUGAUGAAUGACAAACUUGUAUCAUACCAUUCUGAAAUAUACACCGUGUUAAUGUUGGAGUGCAUUCUGUUCUGUGAAGCACCCAAAACUACUCUGUCAUAUCGCUCAGUGAUAACUUUGCAAACUAUGCAGCUAUACUAAAUGCAUACGUUCAUAAAAAAUGAGAUGUUUCAACUGUUGCAUCAUGGAAAUGAGUCUUACUGUACAUUUCUUUUUCUGCUUCUGACAAAUAAAAUGGAAAGUAAUUAA
Notolabrus celidotus (New Zealand spotty) is the source of this 5325-nucleotide messenger RNA. RefSeq names its product choline kinase alpha (gene chka). Gene Ontology annotation, molecular function: ethanolamine kinase activity; choline kinase activity. Lineage: Eukaryota; Metazoa; Chordata; Actinopteri; Labriformes; Labridae. Gene Ontology annotation, cellular component: cytoplasm. The record is from RefSeq and is a predicted model, not a curated record. Gene Ontology annotation, biological process: CDP-choline pathway; phosphatidylethanolamine biosynthetic process. The transcript has 12 exons. Bases 248 to 1504 code for a protein of 418 amino acids.